AUGGCAUCUUUGGAAAAUCACUCAGAAGUGAAUGAAUUCAUUCUUAUGGGGUUAACAGAUACCCCAGAACUUCAGAUCCCUCUCUUCAUAAUUUUCACUAUUAUUUAUUUGAUCACUCUGUUGGGAAACCUUGGUAUGGUAGUGCUGAUCUCCUGGGACACCCAUCUCCAUAACCCAAUGUAUUUUUUCCUCAGUAAUCUGUCUUUGGUGGAUUUGGGAUAUUCUUCUGCUGUUACUCCCAAGGUAAUAGCUGGAUUCCUCACAGGGGACAAAGUCAUCUCUUAUAAUGGAUGUGCCGCACAAAUGUUCUUCUUCACGACCUUUGCAAGUGUGGAUUGUUUUCUUCUAGCUGUGAUGGCAUAUGAUCGCCAUGCAGCAGUAUGUAAGCCCCUACAUUAUAGCACCACCAUGACACUGAGCGUUUGUAUUCGGUUGGCGAUUGGGGUUUAUAUCUGUAGCUUCCUUCAGUCAUCCAUUAACAUCGGAUGUACCUUUCACCUCUCCUUUUGUGGUUCCAAUGUGAUCCAUCACUUUUUCUGUGACAUUCCUCCACUCUUGGUUCUCUCCUGUUCUGAUAUCCAUAUCACUGAGAUGGUGGUCUUUAUUUUAGCAGGAUUUAAUGUAUCUUUCACCCUCUUGGUAAUAGUGACAUCCUAUGUAUUCAUUUUCAUUGCCAUCCUAAGGAUUCACUCUUCUGAAGGGCGGCAUAAGGCCUUCUCUACCUGUGCUUCCCAUCUCACAACUGUGUCCAUUUUUUAUGGGACAAUCAUCUUCAUGUACUUUCAGCCCAGCUCAAGCCAUUCAAUGGACACAGAUAAAAUGGCAUCAGUAUUCUACACUAUAAUCAUUCCCAUGCUAAAUCCUUUAGUCUAUAGCUUGAGGAACAAGGAAGUCAAGAAUGCUUUUAGAAAAGCCACUGGGAAAAAAUAUCCAUUAGAUAUAUAA
Molecule: messenger RNA, 945 nt
Organism: Antechinus flavipes (yellow-footed antechinus)
Lineage: Eukaryota; Metazoa; Chordata; Mammalia; Dasyuromorphia; Dasyuridae
Product: olfactory receptor 1444-like
Exons: 1
Coding region: 1-945 (314 amino acids)
Biological process (GO): sensory perception of smell; G protein-coupled receptor signaling pathway
Cellular component (GO): membrane
Molecular function (GO): odorant binding; G protein-coupled receptor activity; olfactory receptor activity
Source: RefSeq, a predicted model, not a curated record